Erythranthe guttata (spotted monkey flower) is the source of this 724-nucleotide messenger RNA. The record is from RefSeq and is a predicted model, not a curated record. NCBI's taxonomy places the organism in Eukaryota, Viridiplantae, Streptophyta, Magnoliopsida, Lamiales, Phrymaceae.
GAAUCGAGAAGAAAAGCAUCGAAAUUUGGUUUUCUUUGUGGCUUUCACAUUUCCUAUUCCCGGAUGUAGUUUUCGUAAGAAAAUGAAAUUCUCAUGGACUGACACGUACUAGCAUAUUUUUCUUCCCGUAAUGGCGAAUUCGAUGGCUUUGACUUCAAUUGGCCUUCUCAGAUUCGGCGUAGUUACCAAGAAAAGCAAUCGCCACCUAACUUAUACUUCAAGAUCCUCAUCGAGAUUCUCUAGGGUUCGAGCUGUGCAGGAAAGCGAAGGGCCUCGAAGAUUAGUUGAUAUAUUACGAAUCAUACCCGAUGUAUCGCGAAAUUACUUCAAACGCCCUUCGAGAAGGGCACUUUUUGGAGGUAUUUCCCUAUUGGGCGGCUUCUAUGUCGCCCAGACAAUCUCUCUGUCUUUUGGGGCGUUGGGUGUGAACGAUGUGAUUGCUGCAGUGUUGUGUGUUUUGAUCACGGAAUAUGUGACGAGGUUUUAUUACAGCAGACCGAAGGUCACUUUUCCUAUUGCACUUUUAAACAAUUUCAAGAUGGGUUUUACUUAUGGUCUCUUCAUUGAUGCUUUCAAACUGGCCAGUUGAUAUAUCUUUUUUUUUUUUAAUUUAUUGUCGUCCUGAAAUUUGUGUUCGUAAAGGGCUUGCUUAUAUAUGGAACGAUUGUGAUAAUUCUUUUUCGUGUCGGAACUUUAAUUGAUAUGUUCCGUAUGUAUUCCAAGA